Messenger RNA from Austrofundulus limnaeus, 1729 nucleotides. Its product is annotated as glucocorticoid modulatory element-binding protein 1. The record is from RefSeq and is a predicted model, not a curated record. Gene Ontology annotation, cellular component: nucleus. NCBI's taxonomy places the organism in Eukaryota, Metazoa, Chordata, Actinopteri, Cyprinodontiformes, Rivulidae. Gene Ontology annotation, biological process: regulation of transcription by RNA polymerase II. Gene Ontology annotation, molecular function: RNA polymerase II cis-regulatory region sequence-specific DNA binding.
AUGGUCCGAGCUCUUCCUUCAAUAAAAACUUCCAGGCACGAAGAGUUAGAUGAUUGUAAAGCUGGAGGAGAGGAUGCUGAGUGUGGUUACCCCAUCRCCUGCGGAGACAGCCGAGCCGUCCUGCUCGUCAGGAAGUUUGUGUGUCCUGGAAUCAACGUGAGAUGUGUCCGAUUUAAUGAGCAGCUCAUUAGUCCCAAGCAGUUCGUAAACUUGGCUGGGAAAGCCACUCUGAAGGACUGGAAGAGGGCCAUCGGGCUGGGAGGGGUCAUGCUCAAGAAGAUGAUGGACUCCGGCCAGAUAGACUUCUACCAGCACGACUCCGUGUGCAGCAACACCUGCCGCAGCACUAAAUCUGAUGUGCUGAUCAGYGGCCCGCUGCCUCCUCCAGGGAUCUCGGUGCAGCCGGGCCUGUCGUGUCUGGCUCCAGACCCUGCUGGAGGACGAGCGCUUCCUCUGACAGAAAUGCAUAAUGUGGGGGAAGGAAAUGAGUCUUCUGAGGAUUCAUUCAGAGCAACAUCAGAGAGCACUAAUAGUCCACAGAAACUUGGAAACCCCACAACAGCCAACAGAUGAGUGCUGAGUCUUUGGAGGUGGGUUUCAGAUGCCGGGCUGAUGGGGGCGGUCCUGUUCGCUCCAGAAUAAAUUGGUGACCACUUUAAUAGGAGUGGAGCUUCGCAGUGAGAAGGCUGACCUGCAGGAUACAGAUGUCUUCAUACUUCAUUCCUUGUGUGAGAUGUUUGGGCUUUUAGACUCUGUGAAACAAGCCGUGGACCUGAGGUGCAGCCAGAACGAAGUGCUGGACCAGUUCUUGAAAGACCAGAGGAAGCAGAGCUGCAAUAAAAGCCGAUCUCUCAAAGCCUCGUCCCUGAAUCACCUUCGAUCUCAUCGUCAGAGCCGGUGGAGAAGACGCAGCCAUAACUUGCUGUCGGCYGUUAAAAGAAGCACAGUGAUCUGUCCACUUCCUGUUAACGGUUUCCCUGCUGCACCUCGCUCGCAGYUCUUCUCUCAUCCCUCUGCCUUUGUCCCUCAGAGUCUCCUGGCUGCAGGUGGCAAAGCAGACGGGGAUGACGAGGACAAAGACAUGGCAGGGAUGCACAAAAAUACCAAACAAAGGAGGGGAAACCUUCCUGGAGGCUCCUACACCAGAGAGGAGGAGGUGAAAGAGACAAAAAAAMCUCACAUGAGACUGAGAUUAUUAGAGAAAAGACGACAAGAAGAAGUAAUAAUUAGGAUGUGUAGUCUGAAAAGUUGCAGUGAAGAAACAAAAACUCUUAUUAUCCACUGCAACACUGUCUUGCUGCAAUAAUCUAUGUUUGCAAUAUGCAGUAUUCAACUAUUUUUUUGUUUUCAGGGAGCCAUACAUUUUAAAAGUAUUCAGUAGUUCUUCAGGCUUUCUGCUGUUCUUUCAAAGCUUUUCCUCACAAUUUUAUUAGCCAGWUCCUGUGGAUCUGUUCUUUUUAAACAGGCCUGCUGCACUCCUCCCCUUUGUCUGUUCUUCUCGGUCUCAGUGAAAAAGCAAAGAGGGGCCUCCUGUGUGUGUCUGCAUCUGAGGAGCAAAAUGUUUUCAUCACCUGCGACUCGGUCCCCACAGUUCGUUUAAAAGAGUCGGUCAAACGAUUCAGAUCAAACUUUUCCAUCAAACUUUCCAGCAGAGCCRGCUCUUGGCAUAGGCGAACUAGGCGGUCGCCUAGAGCGCCAUCUGCUAGAGGGGGCGCYGAACUGCAGAAGA